AUGGUCUUCUUCCGGAGCGUUUCUGCACUUUCUAAGUUGCAUUCUCGUGUUUGUUGGCAGGCUCAGAGGCCAAGUCUUACCAGCUCUGUGCGAUGGAUUCAAAUUCAGAAAUCCUCUGAUACUGACCUUCAAGCUCAGCUAAAGGAAUUGAUUCCAGAGCAACAGGAGCGCCUCAAGAAAUUUAAGUCAGAAUAUGGAAAAGUCCAACUGGGUAACAUUACUGUGGACAUGGUACUUGGGGGGAUGAGAGGAAUGACUGGCUUACUGUGGGAAACUUCAUUACUUGAUGCUGAUGAGGGCAUUCGCUUCCGAGGUUUGUCAAUACCUGAGUGUCAGAAGGUAUUGCCAGCUGCAAAACCUGGUGGCGAGCCAUUGCCUGAAGGACUUCUUUGGCUUCUCCUAACAGGAAAGGUUCCAUCUAAAGAGCAAGUAGAUGCAUUAUCCAGCGAAUUACGUAGCCGGGCUGCAGUUCCGGAUCACGUGUUCAACACAAUUGAUGCUCUUCCAAUUUCAGCUCAUCCAAUGACUCAGUUCACAACUGGUGUUAUGGCUCUCCAGGUUCAAAGUGAAUUUCAGAAGGCCUAUGAGAAGGGUAUUCACAAAUCAAAGUAUUGGGAACCAACAUAUGAGGACUCCCUUAAUUUAAUUGCCCGAUUGCCAGCUGUUGCUGCUUAUGUUUACCGUAGAAUCUACAAGGGUGGACAAGUUAUACCUCAAGACGACUCCCUAGAUUAUGGUGCGAAUUUUGCUAAAAUGCUAGGAUUUGAUAAUUCCGAAAUGCAUGAACUUAUGAGGCUUUAUGUUACCAUCCACAGUGAUCAUGAAGGUGGAAAUGUUAGUGCCCAUACUGGUCACCUAGUCGCUAGUGCCCUUUCAGAUCCUUACCUUUCAUUUUCUGCUGCACUAAAUGGUUUGGCUGGACCUCUCCAUGGGUUGGCGAAUCAGGAAGUCUUGCUCUGGAUAAAACAUGUGGUAGAUGAGUGUGGUGAGAACAUAACAAAAGAGCAAUUGAAAGAAUUUGUCUGGAAUACACUGAAUAGUGGCAAGGUCGUCCCUGGAUUUGGACAUGGAGUUCUGCGUAAAACAGAUCCAAGAUAUAUGUGCCAGAGGGAGUUUGCACUGAAGCACUUACCUGAUGAUCCACUCUUUCAACUGGUUUCCAAGCUGUAUGAUGUAGUGCCCCCUAUUCUCACAGAGCUUGGCAAGGUAAAAAACCCUUGGCCAAAUGUGGAUGCCCACAGUGGUGUAUUGUUGAACUAUUAUGGUUUAACUGAAGCAAGAUAUUACACUGUUCUUUUCGGUGUGUCGAGGUCCAUUGGUAUAUGCUCUCAGCUAAUAUGGGAUCGUGCUCUUGGUUUGCCUUUGGAGAGACCAAAAAGUGUUACAAUGGACUGGAUUGAGGCUCACUGCAAGAAAUCAGCUUAACUGCAUAUUGAAUGAUUAUUCUUUCAAACAAUUAAUAAUGGAUGGUUUUGCAUCCGCCCGGUUGGUGCUCAUAUUAUUUUUUUGGCACGGUUUAGCUUUGCCUCAUCCUCCAGAUAUUGGAGUUUAUUUUGUUAUUGUAUCUAUUAUUAUUAUUAUUAUUGAUAAUAACAAUGACCAUUGGAUUCCAAUGGAGUUAUACCAUUUUUAUUUUACAAUAAUGAGUAAUAAAUUUGAAUAAAGAGAGUUCUAAAUUUAUUUGUGUGUUGCGUGU
Molecule: messenger RNA, 1696 nt
Organism: Impatiens glandulifera
Lineage: Eukaryota; Viridiplantae; Streptophyta; Magnoliopsida; Ericales; Balsaminaceae
Product: citrate synthase, mitochondrial-like
Exons: 19
Coding region: 1-1425 (474 amino acids)
Biological process (GO): tricarboxylic acid cycle; carbohydrate metabolic process; citrate metabolic process
Cellular component (GO): mitochondrial matrix
Source: RefSeq, a predicted model, not a curated record